Molecule: messenger RNA, 1510 nt
Organism: Paramecium octaurelia
Lineage: Eukaryota; Ciliophora; Oligohymenophorea; Peniculida; Parameciidae
Source: the annotation of a GenBank genome assembly
CAUGCAUUCAAAACAACAAAGUGUUGCCCAAUUAUUCUAUAGAAGCUUGUACAACAAUACCCACGGCCUCUUAAAACAAAGAAUGAGGGAGCUAGUGCCAGUCAAACAAGCUCUACUCCGUGAUGUGAGGAAGCGAUAUGGAUCUAAAGAAGUCUGUAAGGUGACAGUUGAUCAGGCCAUCGGAGGAAUGAGGAACGUGUUUGCUCUCUUUUAUGAUGCAUCCUUAUUAGAUGCUAAGACAGUAAAGAUUUUCAUAUAAAGUUCUCUCAGGGUAUCACAAUGAGAGACUACAAUAUCCCAGAAUUACAAGAGUACCUCUAAAAGGGUGAGAAUGGGCAUGAACCUUUACCAGAAGCUUUGUUCUGGUUGUUGUGCACAGGUGAUUUCCCUUGUAAGAAGAUUGAUUCAUAUUUUUAGCUGAGCAAGAAUUUGCUGAUGUGCAAUAGGAAUGGAAGUAGAGAGGAUAAUUGGAUUCUCAAACACAACACUUUAUCUUGAGUUUACCAAAAACAGCCCAUCCCAUGACUAUGUUGUCUCAAACUUUAUUGUAUCUAUAAAAAGAUUCCCUUUUCUAACAAGUUUAUGAUUAAGGAAAAGUCUCAAAACCUUAAUAUUGGGAGUAUUUCUACGAAGACGCAAUGAACUUGUUAGCCAAGAUCCCAAGAGUGGCUGCUCUCAUUUACAGACAUAAAUAUAAGGUAUAUGGAUUAUAAUAAUGUAGAAUGGAGAAAUCAUCUCAGCUGAUGAGAGCUUGGAUUGGGCUGGUAAUUAUGCUCACAUGCUGGGAUACAAAAAAUUCGAAGUUCGAGAAUGUUUGAGAGGAUAUUUAAGCAUCCAUGCUGAUCAUGAAGGAGGUAAUGUGAGUGCCCAUACAACACAUUUGGUUGGUUCAGCUUUGGCAGACCCAUAUUUGUCAUAUUCUGCUGGUGUCAAUGGUUUGGCAGGUCCAUUACAUGGUCUUGCUAAUUAGGAAGUGCUUAAAUGGCUAUUAGAAAUGAGAGUAUUUCAAUAGAUUAAUUAUUUAAUAGGAUGAAUUGGGUGAGAACAUCUCAAACGAGAAGAUCCAAGAUUAUGUACUAACUACAAUCAGAGAGGGCAAAGUAAUUCCAGGCUAUGGACAUGCUGUUUUAAGAUAUACUGAUCCCCGCUUCAUCCAUCAAAAAGAUUUUGCAGCCAGACACAUCAAAGACGAUCCCUUAGUUGAUUUGGUUAGACAAUGUUAUCAUGUGAUCCCACCUGUUUUGAAGACUAUUGGAAAGAUCUAGAAUCCAUGGCCGUAUUUAUUAAUCAUUAUAGUAGAAAUGUUGAUGCACACUCAGGAGUCUUGCUCUAUCAUUAUGGAAUGAGAGAGUUCCAAUACUACACAGUUGUCUUUGCUGUCUCAAGAGCAUUAGGAUGCAUGGCUAAUCUCAUUUGGUCAAGAGCAUUUGGAUUACCAAUUGAAAGACCAGGAUCAAUUACAAUGAGAUGGAUUGAGGAGAAAUUUGGUGAGAACUAAAAUUUAAAAUGA